Molecule: messenger RNA, 999 nt
Organism: Funneliformis geosporum
Lineage: Eukaryota; Fungi; Glomeromycota; Glomeromycetes; Glomerales; Glomeraceae
Source: the annotation of a GenBank genome assembly
AUGUCAAUGCAAAUGUCGACGGACAUAGACGAAGCUUUUGGGUAUGCGGACGACAUGAAUCUGGAUAAUGACGAAGAUUUUGAAUAUGAGGAUACGGAUGAUAUUGAUUUGAAAGGUCGUGAGAACGAAGCUUGGCUUAUUAAACUGCCAGCCUAUUUAUUUGAUAAAUGGGCAGACGUCGCAGACGAUGAAACUGAGCUUGCUAGAGUUCAAUUUUUUGUUGAUUCACAUGGAAUUGGUAGUCAACCGGCAAAAAAAUCGUAUAAAUUUGUUCUAUCAGACAUCGAAAGACAUGAAAACGAGCCUAAAGAGUAUGAUCUUGAGGUUAUUGAUGAAAAUGUUGCUGACACAUUCCUUUUUUAUCAAAAUAAAGUUGACGAUAGUGUUGAAAUGGCAGCUACUGCAACACAUAACUUUAUAGUGAAACCAAAAUUUGGGGUCGAUUAUAGUAAAAAGGUUCGUGAAAGGACAAUAAAGGCUUCAACGCCAACCAGAGCCAUUAAGAUGAUGGAAGAUAAUGAGAAUCGUGGCGCUUAUGUGCCACCUGGUGCAUCCUCGGCUGCAAUUGCCAAGUUCGGUAAUCUUGUUCAAAAGAAGCAAAAAAUACCGAUAGAUCAAAAGACUACACGUAUGCCAAAGAACGAACUUAUAGAUUUACUAUUUGGUGCCUUUGAAAAGUACACUUAUUGGACGUUACGUGGUUUAAAGGAUUACGCGAAACAACCGGAGUCAUAUUUAAAAGACGUGUUAAACGAAAUCGCUUUACUAGAUAAACGUGGAUCAUAUAAUAAUUGUUAUCAUUUAAAACCUGAGUAUAGUCAAUCAUCAGCAUCAACAUUAGAAUCUAUUGCGCCGUUAGGACUAGAAGCACCUGUUGGUGGAGUUGUUAGUGGUAAUGAAGGUGGUGAUGAUGAGGAUUAUGGAUUUGAAAUGGGGGAAAAUGAUGAACUUGCAAUGAAUGAGAAUGAUUCUGAUGAAGAUCUAUUUGGAGAAUCAUGA